Mercenaria mercenaria is the source of this 2642-nucleotide messenger RNA. Its product is annotated as ataxin-3-like. Gene Ontology annotation, molecular function: cysteine-type deubiquitinase activity. The coding region runs from base 125 to 1309 and encodes 394 amino acids. The transcript is spliced from 7 exons. Lineage: Eukaryota; Metazoa; Mollusca; Bivalvia; Venerida; Veneridae. Gene Ontology annotation, biological process: protein deubiquitination. The record is from RefSeq and is a predicted model, not a curated record. Gene Ontology annotation, cellular component: nucleus.
AUCACGUCGAAAAAUUUUCUAUUUCUUCACACAAACGAGAGUAAAUUAGUUUUUAAAGAGGAAAUGGAAGCUAUUUUUCAUGAAAAGGUACUGAAUGUAUUGAUUUAGUCGACAUUUUUCUGUAAUGCAAGAAGGAUCUUUAUGUGCUCAGCAUUGUCUGAAUGCCCUUCUGCAGGGUCCUUAUUUCUCAGCAGUGGAUCUUGCAGAUAUAGCCCGACAGUUGGAUGAGACAGAGAGACAACAAAUGGCUGAAGCUGGUACAGAGACAGAAGGAUAUCAGCAUUUUAUAAAGCAACCAUCAAAUAAUUAUGACGACAGUGGAUUUUUCUCUGUGCAAGUGAUAGAUAAAGCAUUACGAGUGAUGGGACUGGAACUGGUGUCAUAUACAUCACAAAGACCAAUAGCACAACAAGCUCGGACAAAUCCAAUGCAGAUGAAAUCAUACAUAUGUAACUUUGGUGAACAUUGGCUGACAGUAAGGAAGAUAGGAAACCAGUGGUUUAACUUAAACUCUCUACUCACUGGCCCAGAACUUAUAUCAGAUACAUAUCUCAGCAUGUUCCUUACACAACUGCAACAAGAUGGUUACUCAAUAUUUAUUGUGAUGGGUGAGCUGUCAGAAUGUGAAGCUGAUCAGUUGCUCCGCCUCUGUCCUGCUGUACAGCCAAUCAAACCACAGUUGAUCACAGACAAUGCUCAGUCCAGGGCUGGGAAGGGCGGAGCUUCAGCAGGAGCCUCUGGUGGGGAGCAGGAUGCAGAGGUGGAGAAGGCUCUUGAUGAAAGCAAGAAAAUGAUAGAGUCAGAUGAUGUUUCUCUACAAAGAGCCCUGCAGAUGAGCAUGGAAGGUUAUAUAGAAGAGUCUGUAAGCAGAAUUGAAACAGCUUGUGCCACUGGUGAAACAAGUUCAGAGCAGUCCACUUCAUCAGGACAGAAUAUACCAAGUGUUGGACAGUCCACUUCUACAUCACAGAAUAUACCAAGCUCUAAUCUUGAGAAAUCUACACAAGGGGAGAGCACUCCAGGUUAUAAGCUAGGUGGCACCACAAGUCAGUCACAUGAUGAAGAAGAAGGAGAAAAGCUAGAUGCAGAUGAAAUGAGACAAAAAAGACUAGCUUUCUUAAGUAGAUUUGACAAUCAAAAAGACUCUGUUGAGCAAAAGGAACAAACUAAUACCAAAGGAACUUGUUCAUGUGAUAACACAACAGAAGCAGCAGUAAAUGGAACAAAUUCUGAGACAAGAGUUUCAGAGUUAUCAGAAGAAGAAAUGUUACAGCAGGCUAUAGCAAUGUCCAUGAGUCAGGACACAUAGCAGUGAUGUCAACAGUAGUCCUUACUUUGUGCUGUUAUAGACUGGGUCUCUUCAAUUUCCGCUCAGAUCUAACUCUCUUGAAUAAAUCUAGUGAAAGAUAUUCACAUAUUGCAAUAGAGCAUAGGCUUUUAAUUAAGAAUGAUGAUGAGAAUGGGCCAGUGCCAUAGAUAUAAGCAAUAUAUAGUUCCUCUGUGCAUGUUAGGCAUGUGAAUGUUGCAAUAUUGAUCUUUGAUAUAUGUGUUCUGUAUUUUUUGUUUCUAGAUAUAUCAAAGUGUUAUCUCGAGUAUCUUUAUAACAAAAAUAAACACUAGGUUAUGAAACACUGUCUCCAAGCUCAGUGUGUUACCAUUCAGGGUAAUCAAACUGUAAUGUGAAAUCUCUCUACCUCUAGCUGAUACAGUACAAGAUUGUUUAUCAGUUAAGACGCUAUCUCCCUGCUUUACUUAAUACGUGUUCAAAUGAAAAACUAUGUGUGUUUGGUCAAAUUAAGUGUGUAUAAUAUGAUAAACUGAUAAUGGCAAAAUGUGAUUUCUGCAGAAAUCUACCAUUCUCUUUCCUGUAAUUUAUCACUUCUUUGACUAAGUUUGUUGUUGUGAAGGAUGCUAGCUCAUGGUGCUGAUAUAUUAAAUCAAAUAAGCCAAAAUAGGCUUUACUUGAGUUAUACAUCUUUGAAAUAAAAGGUAGGUUAAUGCUUUAAAAAAAAGAGUAAGAAAUAGAAAAAACGAAAGACAAAAAAGUACAUGUUGAUGCCACUUUCAAUGCUUUAAUUCAAUAAUUGAAUGACUAGUUAAAUGAAAAUGCCCUGUUGUUUGUAAAUAUGAAUGCCUACUCUAGUAUUGACGUUGAUGUCAAUUUAGCUGUUGUACAGCUAUGUCUAAAGCUAUUUACCAUUCUAAUAGAGUUGUUAUUACUUAUUUUAGAGGCCUCUCCUUUAGUAUUCUUAAAAAUAAUGAUAUUGAAAAUAACUUAAAUAUUAAUGUGGCACACAUAGCAUUUUGUGUUAUUACUAAUGUCGACCUGUAAAAUACUUGUUGUCACAGUGAUUCUACAGCAUAUUCUGAGAAAGUUGUUACAAAUUUUAAUUUCUCUAGAUAAAUGUUUCAUUUGUUUCGAACCAGUAAUGUUGCCAAAGUAAGGGACUAUAGACCUUCAGGUGCUGUAUAAGAUGUGCUAGCCUUGCAUGACCAGUGGUGACAAUACUUCAUAUAAAUUAGUUUCUCAUUGACUUAUAAAGUUCAGUGUUCUUUGUUUUCCUGUUGUAAAGUUCAAAUUGUGUAGUAAAAACUAUUGCUAUGCCAUUACAAAGUGAAAUCCAUUAAAUUAAUGAAUGAUU